Messenger RNA from Astyanax mexicanus (Mexican tetra), 2363 nucleotides. RefSeq names its product chromatin assembly factor 1, subunit B (gene chaf1b). Gene Ontology annotation, cellular component: nucleus; CAF-1 complex. NCBI's taxonomy places the organism in Eukaryota, Metazoa, Chordata, Actinopteri, Characiformes, Acestrorhamphidae. Gene Ontology annotation, molecular function: protein binding. The transcript is spliced from 14 exons. The coding region runs from base 113 to 1975 and encodes 620 amino acids. Gene Ontology annotation, biological process: DNA replication-dependent chromatin assembly; nucleosome assembly. The record is from RefSeq and is a predicted model, not a curated record.
CCUGUAAGGACGGAAGUGGGAGAUGUGAAAUCAGCGCGGGAAAGUGUGUGUUUUGGUGGGAGAGCGGAGAAGGAGCGCUUUAUUCAUUUAUCUGAGCAGAUUUUAGAGCAGGAUGAAGGUGGUAACCUGUGAGAUCGCCUGGCACAACAAGGAGCCAGUAUACAGUUUAGAUUUCCAGCAGAAUGCAGAGGGCAGUAUUGACCGUUUGGCCACUGCAGGAGUGGACACUACAGUGCGGCUGUGGCGUGUGGAUCGUGGGCCAGAUGGAAAGGCUGUUGUAGAUUUUCUGUCUAAUUUGACCAGACACACAAAAGCAGUGAACGUGGUUCGCUUCUCUCCUUCCUCAGAGCUCCUGGCCUCGGGGGGAGAUGAUGCUGCUAUACUGCUGUGGAAACUGAAUGAUAGUAAAGAACCUGAACAGACCCCAACCUUCAUCCAGGAGGAUGAAGAUGCUCAGCUUAACAAAGAAAGCUGGAACGUUGUGAAAACUCUCAGGGGACACAUUGAGGAUGUAUAUGACAUCUCAUGGACCAGCGAUGGCAAUUUCCUUGUUUCUGGUUCUGUGGACAACACUGCCAUCAUGUGGGAUGUCCAGAAAGGUCAGAAGAUGUGCAUCUUUAAUGACCAUAAGAGCUACGUGCAGGGUGUGGCCUGGGACCCGCUAGGCCAGUACAUCAGUACACUAAGCUGUGACAGGGUGAUGCGUGUGUAUAGCACACACACCAGGAAAAAAGCCUACAUUGUGAGUAAGAUGACUUCAGGCUCUGCUGCAGAGGGAGAGGUCAAGAACUACAGGAUGUUUCAUGAUGACAGUAUGAGAUCCUUCUUCAGGCGUCUCACUUUUACCCCAGAUGGAUCCUUCCUUCUUGCUCCUGCUGGGUGUGUGGAGGCCGGAGAAAACGUCACGAACACCACUUACGUAUUUUCCAGAAAGAGCUUUAAAAGACCUGUAGCACAUUUGCCCUGCCCUGCUAAAGCCACUCUGGCUGUACGAUGCUGUCCUGUCUACUUCGAGCUCAGAACCAAGAAAGCAGAGGAUGGAUCAGUGCAGCCGCUGCCGAAUGCGUUCCAGCUGCCCUAUCGACUGGUAUUUGCUGUGGCGUCUGAAGACUCUAUCUUCUUCUAUGACACCCAACAAACCCUGCCAUUUGGUUAUGUGUCUAAUAUUCACUACCACACCCUGAGCGACCUCAGCUGGUCUCAUGAUGGUUCUUUCCUGGCUGUGUCGUCCACGGACGGGUACUGCUCUUUUGUGUCGUUUGAUGAGCUGGAGCUCGGCACCCCUCUAAAGGAGCGACCCCCUCUAAAUAUCAUCACACCCGUCAGUGCCAGCGAGAAGAAGGGCAAGAGAGCCCAAGCCAUCGGUCGCACCUCCUCCCCCGUGCCUCGCCCCACCCCUGCACCAGUCCCCCAGGAGAAGGAGAAAGAAGCUUCUCCAGCUUCUGUUCCAGAAGAGAAGCAAACGCCACAGGGUCUCAAAGCCAAACCUCAGCCCAGGCGCAUCACCCUCAACACCCUGGAGGGCUGGGGUAAACCCAGCACCCCAAAAUCUCCUGCCACGCCCACAGCCACGCCCACAGCAGCUCCUACCAGCAGCCCCAGCAUGCCCAAGUCUGCACCCUCCACCCCUUUGUCCAGUAAAGCACCACUCACUCUUAAAACAACCCCCAUCACUCCCAUUGGAUCCAGCAAUUGUAAGAACACCACAGUGGCAAAGGGACCCACACCCAGGCGAAUUUCUCUGACUCCUAUUCUCCCCAAAUCAUCACAGACCUUCAUCACGCCACCCUCCACUGAAAAAGCCAAACAUGAGAGACCGUCUCCUCCCAAUGACCCGGUGUGUAAACCCCCGGAGUCCAAGCGACCCAAGACUGAUGAGUCUCCAGCCCAGACAGAGAACACCAGCACCUCCACCCAGAGCAGCGAGACGCCCGCGGGAGCAGAGUCCAGCAGCAAGCCAGCAGCUAAUCCUUAAACACCUUCAGGAUCAUGACAGCGGUUCCUCAUGAUACAUCACAGUGUACCCAAGGACUUCUUUUAUAGAAUAAAAGCCUCAUAAAAGACUCAUGAAGAUGCAUGAAGCUGAACAUAUAUAUACUCCAGAUUCAUCAUUAAACUCUUAUACUGUAUAAUAAUAAUACAAUAGUGUUUGCAUGACCACAAUCUUGUUUCUUUCCAAGCUUUUUUAUUCCUUUAUUGUAAUUAAUGGGGGAAAAUACUGCAUUACUGUUUAAGUUUUGUAGUAAAACCAACUUUGGCACUGUUCCUCAUUUGUUGUAUAACUUACUGCAAUGUUAAAAAGUUAGGGUGUCUGGAAUAAUAUCUGUUUAGAUUAAAAAUCGAUCAAAAGUCGAUCAACUUUA